Molecule: messenger RNA, 1937 nt
Organism: Vidua chalybeata
Lineage: Eukaryota; Metazoa; Chordata; Aves; Passeriformes; Viduidae
Gene: C23H11orf52
Product: chromosome 23 C11orf52 homolog
Exons: 4
Coding region: 27-383 (118 amino acids)
Cellular component (GO): extracellular exosome
Source: RefSeq, a predicted model, not a curated record
UCGGGCUCCCCGGGGGAAGGAGCGGCAUGGGCAACCUGUGCAGCUGCGGCCGGCCCUGGAAGUGUCCUUCGCCUUUCAAAAGAAAGAAGGAAAAGCAAGGAGCUGAUGGGAGGCAUGAGGCUCAGCAGCAGCAGCCUGGCAGGAAGGUCCCCACGUAUGAAGAUGUCCCAGAUGUCCCUGUCUACACCACGGUGAGCAAGCCCAGGGGCGUGCAGCAGGAUGACAGCAUCCACUACGCCGACAUCCAGGUGUUCUCCACGGCGCGGGAGCGCUCGGCGGCCGAGGUGAAGAGCCUGCAGCUGCAGAACGCCACCGAGUACGCCACCCUCAACUUCCCCAGGGCCAGGCUCAAGUACGACAGCAAAAAUGGGACCUUGGUCUAACAGGCUUGGUGGCCUCGUCCUCCUCCUUCAGCAGGAAAAGGAGCUCACGGCUGUAGGUCCAAGGAAACCUCGCGGACACGUCUGAGAUUUUGGAGAGGUGCGUCUGCCGCCUCAGCGUUCUCACUGGGGAGUUUCCCGUCUGAUUCUGCUGGCAAAAAAACGCCUCCUCCCCUCGGGAGAGCUGCCCUUGGAGCUGGCAGCCCAGCUCCUGCCAGCCCUGCGGGGUGGCACAGCUGCUGCUGGGCUGGUGAGGGCUCAGGGCUGCGGGCAGAAAAUCCCUGCAGUGGCACAGCCCCGGCCGAGUGCUGCCUUUGGGAAUUCAGGAAUGGAGUGCUGCCUUUGGGAAUUCAGGAAUUCUGGACUAAAGGGACGUUUUUGUGUCGGUGUUGAAGCUCUGAGUGUGCAGAGUGACACGUGGGUGGUGCUGUGAGGAGAGGAGACCUCCAGCAGGAUCUGCUGCUCUGUCUCCUUCCAACAGCUGCUCCUGGAGGUGCAGCCAGGCCCUGGGUGCAUCCCCUUGCCCCAAAAUCAGUGUUCUACAGCCAUGCACAGCAGCUGGCAGCCAGAAAUGCAGAAUUAGGAGGGUAGAGAACAAUUUCUGUCACUGAUGGGCUGUUCAGAGGUGCAUCCUCACUCCUCUGUGCAAACAAGCGAGGGGUGAGCUCCUGGCUCUGACUGGAAGUGAAACAAGGGAAUAUUGGCAAUUUAGCUGCAGAUCACUGCCUGCAUUUAGGGCAGUUCCCCGAGUCCAGCAGCUGCCUGGGAUACUGGGAAUGAAUCCUGGGCAGCUUCAGAGAGGACUUUGGGCUUUGCCUCCACUUUUUCCUCCUUUUGUGCUGUCAGGCCUGGUUGUAAACCCCAGUGACACAGAGCACACCCCACGUGGGGCUGUCAGCUCUGAGAAUCUGUUUCUGGGUUUGAAAUAGUGUCAGUAAUUCAGUGUAGCAAUGGUCCAAACUGGGCAGCACUGGCAGGGCACCAGGGCUCCCCAAACCCCAUCUUCAGGCACUAAAGCAAGGCCUGGCACAUUCUGCUCCUCAGUCUUGCAGAGCAGAUUUUGGGGCAGCUCCAGUCACUGGCAGUGUCUAGAAAUGGUUCCUUUUACAAACACCCAGAACUUUGCAUUUUAUGGCUCGGCUGGGUGGGAAAAGCACAAAGGAGUUCCUGCUCGUGGUGAAAAAUAAAGCUGCUCUGGGCUGUGACUGCCAAGGUGGAAGUGUUUUAGGACCAAUCUUCCCAUUUUUUUCUACAUAUUUUAAUGAGUGCCUGAGCCUCUGGCUCUUUAUCUCCCAUUCCCCGAGGAGCUCUGGCUUCCACACCACCCUCAGGGCUGUUCCUGGGAGUACAGCUCAUCCUAGAGACAAUUCCAUGCUCCCAUUCCGGUGAUUUUCCCCAGGCUUUCCAUGGGGAAUUGUGGAAGCCACAUGUUCUGCGAUAGAGAUCUUCCCGAAGGACUCGGUUUUGCACUGAAUAUUAAAAUCUGUACUUCCCGCGGUUGCCACGUGUGCCAAACGAGCGUUGAUGUAUCAUUAAAGAUGCAAUGUUUAGUUUUAA